Molecule: messenger RNA, 1323 nt
Organism: Striga asiatica
Lineage: Eukaryota; Viridiplantae; Streptophyta; Magnoliopsida; Lamiales; Orobanchaceae
Source: the annotation of a GenBank genome assembly
AUAAAAUUAGGGUUUAAUCUCAGAUAAAAGCAGACAUCAACGCCUCACUCUCUGCACCUCCCAAUCAAAGCAUAUUCAUAAUCUAUCUUUCAUAAUUUAGUUUUGCAAUUCUUUCAGUUUAUACGUACAAUUGCAGCUGUUUAUGAGUGUAAUCGUGCUCAGUUUAUGCGGGAAGUGAACAUUAAAUCAGAAGAGGAGCUGAAAAAAAUGGCGGACGAAGAGGAGGUAGCACGAGGUCCGAUUUUCAGAGACAUCAGAAGAUAUUACUGCGAGUACUGUGGAAUAUGCCGAUCUAAGAAAUCCUUAAUUGCUCGUCACAUACUAGCUGAGCAUGAGGAGAAAGUAAAGGAGAAGAAGGGAGUGGACGAAGGGCAUGAGGAGAAGCUGAAUAUCUGUGGUGAGUGUGGCGCAAAUUUCAGGAAACCUGCUCAUCUGAAGCAGCAUAUGCAGUCUCACUCUCUCGAGACUGAAGUUAAGGUGGAACAUAAUUUGUUGAUGGGCGUGAAGCAUUGGAUCCCAAUUUAAAGAACUCCAAAAUGCGUGAGGCACAAAUCACCUUGAUUGGAUUAGUAUCAGGUGGGGGACCGCCUGAGAAGCUCCAUCAAGUGAGCCUCUAUCACGCUUGCUAUUCAUUGAGAGACCUUUUGCUUGCCCAGUGGAUGACUGCAACUCCAGCUACAGAAGGAAGGACCACUUAUCGAGACAUAUUCUUCAUCAUGAGGGAAAACUCUUUGAAUGUCCAAUUGAGAGCUGCAAGCACCGAUUUGCAUAUCAGGGUAAUAUGACACGUCAUCUGAAAGAAUUCCAUGAAGAACCUGCUUCUGAUGAUGUUGAGAGUCUUGAGACUCGAAAGCAAUACAUCUGUGGAGAAAACGGGUGUGGAAAGGCCUUCAAAUAUCGAUCCCAAUUGCUUAAACACGAGAGUUCUCAUGUUAAGUUAGACUCGGUGGAAGCACUAUGCGGAGAGCCCGGAUGUAUGAAAUAUUUCACAAACGUGAAGUGCCUCAAGGAGCAUAUUAGGUCCUGUCAUCAGUAUGUGACAUGCGAUAAAUGUGGUAAAAAACAGCUGAAAAAGAACAUUAAACGUCACAUGCGCGUGCAUGAGUCGGUGAUUUCCUCUGAGAGAAUCAAGUGUAGCUUUGAGGGAUGCUUGCUAACAUUUUCAAACAACUCGAAUCUCAAGAUGCAUAUCAAUGCUGUGCAUUUGGAAAUAAAACCAUUUGCCUGUAGCUUACCUGGUUGUCAAAUGAAAUUUGCAUUUAAGCAUGUUCGGGACAAUCACGAAAAAUCUGGGUGUCACGUCUAUACUCCUGUAAGCAUUUU